AUGGAUGCAUCCAAGGUCCAAGAUCUCUUACGGUUCUUGUCAAAGGAUGCAAAAGUCCCAUUAGCGUCGGCCAUGGGUAACAUCCCAGCACUACAAAAAGCUAACCUGAACAGCCCAGAAGAAAUUUCCAAGUCGAAUAUUAAAGCUCUGGAAGAAAUAUUCACAAAUGACAAAAUGGCUAAACAAGUCUUCAAUGCUGCAAGGCGGGUAUCCAAGAAACGAGUCAGCUCUACUGAUGACACAGGUAUAUCGCCUCAGGCAAAGAAAAAUAAAAAUAUCCCCAUGACAAAAGGUUCAACGCCAUAUCAAAUUGAAUCAUCUUUGUGCCUGCCAAAUUCGACUGCGGGUGACGAUGAGCUGCGAAAUAUAAUCUUGGUGACCAACCGAGCACCGUUGGUACUUGCCUUUGCGGUAUGUGUUCUGAAAUACACAAUGCCUGAACAACCAAUAUCUAGCAGACUUAGCCUUGCCCAGGCAUUGGUCAGUGCCAAUAGCCAGACCAAGGCCAUCAGUCUAGGCAUACAGAGUGAACGGGCAGCUGAGGAAGAAGGGUGGGGAGAGGGCCAACCCGUUGUCAAAGUCCUCGGUCGAGGUAUUCGAGUGCUAAAAAGAUGGGAUUAUGACCCCCAAGAAGGAAAACCGCUCCAGUCAACAUCAGAAGAACACGAUUCUAGCGACAUCCCUGUCAUUGAAUUUCUUGGAAGUCCCGAUGCCAAUGAUAGCCCUGACAAAAUGCCACCACUCUGGGGUGUUGAUCUAGAGGCACUUCGAAACUCGCAUUCCGAGGCUACAAAACCGGAAGUCAAAUCUGGAAACAGACUGCCAAUAUUCACGGCGGAAUCUGCUCGAUCCUAUCUUAUUCGAUCAAUCACGAGACUACAAGAAAACAAAUUUCCAGUGAAAAAGUCAAAACCAACUCCAUUUAUGGAUGGCGAGCAGGAAGACAAUGUUGGUCACCUUCUACGUGCCAUUAACUCCGUCUGCUUCUCAUGGUCCACGACCUUGGAUCGAUCUGAGUUAGACAAGCGUGCCUGGGCUUGGUAUCUCCGUGUGAGACCAGAUGUCCAAAGUGGAGCACAGGGAUGGGGUGAAAAGGGGCAAUUGAGAUUAUCAAAUAUCCUUGACCUUCGGAGGAGCCCUUGA
Penicillium angulare is the source of this 1143-nucleotide messenger RNA. RefSeq lists its product as uncharacterized. The transcript is spliced from 2 exons. Bases 1 to 1143 code for a protein of 380 amino acids. NCBI's taxonomy places the organism in Eukaryota, Fungi, Ascomycota, Eurotiomycetes, Eurotiales, Aspergillaceae. The record is from RefSeq and is a predicted model, not a curated record.